Molecule: messenger RNA, 2920 nt
Organism: Sclerotinia trifoliorum
Lineage: Eukaryota; Fungi; Ascomycota; Leotiomycetes; Helotiales; Sclerotiniaceae
Source: the annotation of a GenBank genome assembly
GUUACCCUCCCCGUCGGCUUCCCCAAAAUCCCAGUCUUGUCUAUCAUCCGAUUCUUUCCCACCACCUCCAAAAAGACAAUCCCUUUCCCCACACCCUAAAUUUCUAGGUCGGUGGUCGAACAUCCUCAUUCAUUGUCAGCAGUCCUCUCCCCAAUACUGUCCGACCCGGUUCAUUUCCAACCCCCUCUAUCUCGUGCGCCUCUCUUUCAAUCACCAUCCAUCGAUCCUUUAACCACGUGCUGAAUUGUCCUGGAAACAAGGGAAUGCUUCUCAGAGCUUGCAUCGGCCUAAGAUUAUUCGUCGUCCAAUGGGCAUGCCAAUUUCCUUAUUCGAAAAUCCGGUGAUCAUCAACGACUUACAUCGUAUCCAUCCUCAUAUACUCCAACGUUCAUUAAUUUACUACGCCGACCUGACGACCACUUCUAAUUUACCAUGGCCAUAGCCAUGGCCUGGCACAAACCCGAUAAUGUUGCCGGCUCUUCUGCGCCGGCUAUAAUGAUAGGAUUAUUCGUCGCGACAGGAGGACUCUUAUUCGGUUAUGAUACGGGGUGAGUGGUGGUGGUGGUGGUGGUGGUGGAGGAGGUAAUCACGACUUGAGUGAAAGCUGACAUGGGAUUCAGUACAAUCUCUGGAGUAGUAGUAAUGCGUGCCUUUCGCCAACAAUUCUCGACCGGUUACGUUGAUCCGACCGACAAUGAAUUGUCUAUAUCGCCCAGUCAAUCUGCACAAAUCGUAGCAAUCCUGAGUGCAGGGACAUUCUUCGGAGCAUUACUCGCCGCGCCUAUGGGUGAUCAUAUUGGACGAAGGAUAUCGCUCAUCAUCGCUGUCGGUAUAUUUUGUAUUGGCGUGGCACUGCAGACUGCUGCAAUGCAUAUUCCGAUGCUCAUAGCUGGAAGGUAUGUUGCAUUGUUUCGGAUAUACUAUAGAAAGAUGACUGAAAAUCAUCUAGAUUCUUUGCGGGCUUAGGUGUUGGAAUUAUAUCGGUUCUCGUUCCUUUAUAUCAAUCAGAGAUGUCGCCAAAAUGGAUUCGAGGAACUUUGGUAUGCGCAUAUCAACUCGCCAUCACUUGUGGAAUUCUUCUCGCGGCUGUCGUCAACAUAUUUACGGAAGGUAUUGAUGGACCGAAUGCUUUUCGAGUUCCUUUCUCAAUACAGUUCGUUUGGGCAGGUAUCCUUUUCCUUGGCCUUGCUUUGUUACCAGAAACACCUCGAUAUCUCAUUAAACGUGGUCAACAUCAGGCUGCUGCCUCGUCACUAAGUCGUCUUCGUCGCCUUGACAUAACACAUCCUGCUUUGGUAGAAGAAUUGGCUGAGAUUGAAGCAAAUCAUGAAUAUGAGUUGAGCUUAGGUUCAUCGUCAUAUAAAGAUAUUGUCUUAGGCUCGCCACAUCUUGGUCGUCGACUUCUAACAGGUUGUGUUCUCCAAAUGCUUCAACAAUUGACUGGAUGUGUACGUAUAUCCCUCCUAUUGUAAAUAUAAAUUGCUAAUAAGUUGAAUAGAACUUUAUCUUUUACUAGUGAGUAUCAUUAAUGUUACUCUUUGUCACAUCUUUCACUUCCGUUAAAAUAUGCAGCGACUGAUCUAGCUCUUUAUAGUGGUACAACUUUCUUCAAAAAUGUCGGAAUUUCGUCACCAUACGUCAUUCAACUUAUCACCAACGUAGUAAAUACGGUCUCAACUCUUCCCGGUAUGAUUUUAGUUGAGUCGUUAGGUCGACGUCGUCUCCUCAUGGUAGGUUCAGCAGGAAUGGCAAUUUCUCAUUUCUUGAUUGCAGCUGUUGGUACUGCAGCACAGGAGGAAGCGAGAGCUGUGAACAUUGUAAUCAUCAUAUUCGUCUGCUUUUUCAUCUUCUUUUUCGCUUCAUCCUGGGGACCAGUCGUUUGGGUCGUCACAUCAGAAAUCUUCCCAUUAAAGGUUCGAGCAAAGUCAAUGUCAAUCUCCACGGCUUCGAAUUGGCUUCUCAAUUUCGCCAUCGCUUAUAGCGUUCCAUAUAUGACAAGCACCGGACCCGGUUAUGCAAAUCUUCAAGCAAAGAUAUUCUUCCUUUGGGCUUGCUUUUGUGUAAUUGCCUUUCUCUUCGUUUGGGGAAUGGUUUAUGAGACGAGCAAGAUCAGUCUUGAGCAGAUUGAUGAGUUAUAUGAACGAGUGGAACAUGCUUGGAAUAGUAAUAACUUUGAACCAAGUUGGAGCUUCCAAGAGAUGAGGGAUGAAGGUGCAUCUGCAAGUGGAAUUCAAUUACAAUUACAGCUCGCUACUCAAGAAGAACCGAGAAGACGAACGGGUACAAGUGCAAGUGCAACAGGAAGUGAGGGUACUAUGUCAGAGGAAGAUAAAAUCAUUGCGGGAUUAGGAGAUGUUGAUUUAAGUUAUUAAUGACUUCUUAAGGGCUAUUCAAGGCUUUGGGUAUUUUAAGUAUAGUAUUAUAUUAUGUUUCAAGCGUCGGAGUUUAUUGUUGUUUGGAGUUUUAGGGAAUGGAUGAAAUGGAAGGAUGGUAGGAUGGUUCUCGUAUGAAUUGCGUAUGGUGUAGGGUGGGAAAUGAAAUAUGGUUGGCCUUUGGGGUUGGGGUUGGGAAUUGUGAUUGGCGAAUUUUUUUGGACGGAUGGGUCUAUCGUAUCUACCGCAGGCGAAAUUUGGGGAAUCCAUGUCAAAGAAUGGGGAGGGAAUUGGGGUUUAUACGAUGGGGGUUUUAUACCGAUGCAAUGCAAUGAAUGCAAUGCGAUGCGUAUGAGCAUAUAUUGUCCAAUAGCAAUGUUGGGGCGAUAUAUUUAUGAUGUUUCUGAUGGAUGUUAUUUGGUUGACUUGACCUGACCUGACCGUGGGAUCUUUGUUACCUGAAUGAAUUGAAAUGGGAUGAGAUGGAUUUGGGGAAUGAGGGGGUCGGCGAUGCAGGUGGGGAUGCGGAUGGAUGGGUGCUUGCUUCU